Molecule: messenger RNA, 1196 nt
Organism: Ictalurus furcatus (blue catfish)
Lineage: Eukaryota; Metazoa; Chordata; Actinopteri; Siluriformes; Ictaluridae
Gene: mpg
Product: N-methylpurine DNA glycosylase
Exons: 3
Coding region: 247-1056 (269 amino acids)
Biological process (GO): base-excision repair
Molecular function (GO): DNA binding; alkylbase DNA N-glycosylase activity
Source: RefSeq, a predicted model, not a curated record
ACCGGAACCCGUGUGUGUGAUGUGCGUUGUUUGUCAGAUGUACAAAUACAGAAUUUAUGUUUAAAAUAAGCCUUCCGUCGGUUUAGGGUAGAGUAAACAUCUAUAGAGCUGAAUUAAGUGAGCAGCUGGGCUGACGGCACUGCAGUGUAGAUAGAUAUCAUAGUGAAAUGAGCAGCAUGGCUAAAUCUGGCGCUGUGUUCAGGAAGUAUUGUGUCGUUAAUUGUGCAUGUGGAUAAUUAUCGGGUCAUGUCCACUCUAAAGAGGAGGUUAUUGUCAAAGACCAGUGUUUGUGCACCAGUAAUGAAGCGACUCCAUCAGCCGGGAGGUGGAGGUGGAGGCAGAGGCAGAGGCGAGGGCAUGGAUGAAGACCCGACCUGCAGUCAAUACUUUCCCAGUAAAGCUGUUAAUGGGACCAGGCUGAGAUCCGCCUUCUUUAACCAGCCAUGUGUUGAUUUAGCCAAGGCCCUUUUGGGUAAGGUGCUGGUGCGCAGGCAUUCUGACGGCACGGAGCUGAGAGGCAGGGUGGUGGAGACGGAGGCCUACUUGGGCGGGGAAGACAAGGCAUCGCACUCGGCUGGUGGCAAGCGCACAGAAAGAAACGCAGCCAUGUUCAUGAAGCCUGGCACCAUCUACGUCUACCCCAUUUAUGGCAUCUAUCUCUGCAUGAAUAUCUCCAGCCAGGGGGAAGGAGCAGCUGUGCUGUUACGUUCACUGGAGCCCCUUCAGGGUCAGGAUGUCAUGAGGAGGCUGCGGGCAUCCAAACGUAAAGAGGGUGCCAAGACGGUGAAGGACAGAGAAUUAUGUAAUGGCCCGUCUAAGCUGUGCCAGGCCCUGGAUGUCCAGCGCAGCUUCGACCACAGGGACCUGGCCUCAGAUGCUGAUGUGUGGCUAGAGACGGACACAGAGUGGGAGAUGCCAGGAGCAAGAGACUUGGUUUCAGCCCCUCGGAUUGGAAUUGAGUCCCAUGGAGAAUGGGCCUUCAAACCACUGCGAUUUUACCUGCGAGGUCACCCUUGUGUUAGUGUGGUGGACAAAGUGGCUGAGAGCAAGCAGUAGGAAGUUGAUGAGUCCCAUGAGACUAAGACGGGAAGAUGUUAUGAUGCUUUAAAAAUCUUAGUGUUGCUAUGACAGGAGCAGUCCACUAAUGUCUAGAAGCAUCAGCACACGUGUUUUUUGUAAUAAAUUUCUAGGUCUGA